Messenger RNA from Aspergillus homomorphus CBS 101889, 516 nucleotides. Its product is annotated as nuclear transport factor 2 family protein. The transcript has a single exon. Lineage: Eukaryota; Fungi; Ascomycota; Eurotiomycetes; Eurotiales; Aspergillaceae. The coding region runs from base 1 to 516 and encodes 171 amino acids. The record is from RefSeq and is a predicted model, not a curated record.
AUGACCAACCCACAAACAGUCCAACACACCCUUCCCAAACUCAGCCCCCAAACCAAAGACGCGAUUAUCGACCCUAUAUACCGCGUCCUCCUAGCUGUCGACACCGCCAACCCCUCGCUCUUCGCCUCCGCCAUCCACGAAACCGGCCGCCUCAUCCUGAACGGCCGCAUCAUCGAGGGCGCCGCUGCCGUCACCGCGUACGUGUACGAGCCCGUCUCGAAAAUGGAGACCACGCACCACAUCUCCAAUGUCCGGGUCACGCGGGUCGAUGAGGAGCUCGGCACCGCGAGUCUGACUGCCACUGUGCUGGCGCAGCAUUACCGCGCCGGGGAGGGGGCGGAUGCGUCGGUGAGGGGGUUGUUGGCUGGGGGGCUUUAUUUUGUGGAUGUGGUGCGGGAUGAGGAGGACAAAGAUCUGUGGAGGUUAAAGGAGUGGGAUUUGAGGGUUGUUUGGAGGGAGGGCGAUGAAGGGGUUAUGCAUGGCUUGAAUGGGGAUGGGGACCAGAAGCAGGAGUGA